AUGACACAGAGCAAUGAACAAGGUUUCCCAACGUUUCUAAGGUGGGUAAUAAGUGACAUCAGUACAACAAUCAAGAAAGACCUUAAUGAAUAUAUGAAAAAGCAAGAAAUCAUUUUAUUUGCAAAAUCAUUAAAACUUGAGGAUGAACGUGAACCUGAGGAGGAGGAUGAGGAAGGUGAUAGAGGUGGCAAAGUUGGUGAUAUGGAUGAUAGUGAUGAUGAUGAUGAGGAGGAGGAGGAAGGUGACAAAAGUGAUAAAGGUGGCAAAGGUGGUGAUGAGGAGGAUGGAACUGAAUCCGAAAAGAAUGAAGUUUCGUCUAAAACUCCUGAAAAGCCGAGCACUCCUUUAUCAAAGACCAAUGAGGAAUUUGAAGAAAAGGAUAUGGAGGAUGGAAGCGAAUAUGACAAAGGAGUUGAGUCAGAAACUGCUAACAAGCCGAGCACUCCUCUGUCAAAGACAAAUGAAGAAUAG
Molecule: messenger RNA, 471 nt
Organism: Papaver somniferum (opium poppy)
Lineage: Eukaryota; Viridiplantae; Streptophyta; Magnoliopsida; Ranunculales; Papaveraceae
Product: histone chaperone ASF1-like
Exons: 5
Coding region: 1-471 (156 amino acids)
Source: RefSeq, a predicted model, not a curated record